Messenger RNA from Vicia faba (fava bean), 1170 nucleotides. The record is from the annotation of a GenBank genome assembly. Lineage: Eukaryota; Viridiplantae; Streptophyta; Magnoliopsida; Fabales; Fabaceae.
AUGGCUCUGUCUGCAAAAACCCCAGGUGAUUCGCAAAAGAGGGUGGUAAUACCCAAUAAGCACGGUGAAAAACUAGUUGGCAUAUUGCAUGAUUCUGGAGCCAAAGAGAUUGUUAUCUUAUGCCACGGUUUUCGAUCCUCUAAAGAAUCCAAUACCAUUGUGAACCUUGCUGCUGCUUUGGAAAAAGCUGGAAUCAGUUCUUUCCGUUUUGACUUUUCUGGAAAUGGGGAAAGUGAUGGUUUGUUUCAGUAUGGUUACUACCGGAGAGAGGCUGAUGAUUUACAUUCUGUGACUCAACAUUUCCGUGGAUUAAACCGUCUGGUGACUGCAAUUGUUGGGCAUAGUAAAGGAGCUGGAGUGGUGCUUCUCUAUGCUUCAAAAUAUAAUGACGUCAAAGCAGUUGUCAAUAUCUCUGGACGCUAUGAUCUGAAGGCAGGAAUUGAAGAACGCCUCGGAAAAGAUUAUAUGGAGAGAAUUAAGGAAGAUGGUUUCAUUGACGUGAAGGGGCCAGGAAGUUCCGGUUACCGCGUGACUCUGGAAAGUUUGCUGGAUCGCUUAGAUACAAAUAUGCAUGAAGCAUGCCUUCAUAUUGAUACAGAAUGCAGGGUCCUUACAGUUCAUGGUUCUUCAGACACAGUUAUAUCUGUUGAAGAUGCAUAUCAGUUCGCUCAGAUUCUACCAAACCACACAUUACAUAUCGAAUACUUAGGUCUUGCACUUCCGAGUCAUUUGAAGUUGCUACCGGAUACAGAUAUUUAUCGGGGAUAUGUCGAUGUUCUACAUCAUUUUUUAAUGAAACUUGUCGCUAAGCUUUGCUCUGGUCCUGCCAUUAUUGACUUCAUGAUUCUUAAAAGUUUCUAUGGUGCAUCCCCGAAGAUCAUGGAAAUUGUAUGGCAUCCUCUUCCAUUGAACUGGCUCAAAUGCGACACAAAUGGUUCAACUGCAAAUAAUGCUAGUACAACUGAAGAACCAGAUGACAAUGGUGAUCGUGCUUCAGCUUCACGUAAUCAAGAUGGACAGCUCCCCAUAACUCAAGAACAAUAUGCCACACUUGUGAACCUUCUUCAACAAUCUAACAUUCAACAAGGUUCAUCUACUGCUACCUCCAAUCAAGUUUACUCAUCUACAGUUACAGGAAAUUUCCUCCCUGAAGAUGAUUGGUUCAGCUGA